Molecule: messenger RNA, 1126 nt
Organism: Neodiprion virginianus
Lineage: Eukaryota; Metazoa; Arthropoda; Insecta; Hymenoptera; Diprionidae
Product: estradiol 17-beta-dehydrogenase 8
Exons: 4
Coding region: 205-954 (249 amino acids)
Molecular function (GO): oxidoreductase activity
Source: RefSeq, a predicted model, not a curated record
CCUCGGUGUUUUACUUAUUUUUUUAAUCUUUCUUUACAAUAAGUCUCACAUCGAUGUCGACGCAUUAUUUCAUCCCUCAGUUAUUUUUCCUGAUAUCCAGGUUUACUCGGCACGAUCCAACAUUAAGAUACCGUGGUUAUCUGAAUAAUUGGCCUUGGGAUUGGCAUCAGAAUGAGCUGUGAUAGUUGAAGAAACUUGACAAACAUGUCGGGUAUUGUUGCGGGAAAACUUGCAUUUGUCACAGGUGCUGGCAGCGGUAUAGGCAGGGCCGUAUGUCGGAUACUGGCAAGGGAAGGUGCUAAAGUUAUUGCAUCUGAUCAGAAUUCGAAAAAUGUUGCAGAUACUGUAGCUACAUUGGAAGGUGGUGAUCACACUGCGUUAACGGUCAACGUCACGUCGUCAAAGAGUAUAAAUGAUGCAUUCAAAUCAGUCAUUGAGCGCUACGCAAAGCCGCCAACUUUGGUUGUUAAUUCUGCGGGCAUAACGCGGGACAAAUAUAUGUUGAAACUUUCAGAAGAAGAUUUUGAUCAAGUGAUAAACGUCAAUCUAAAAGGGACAUUUCUUGUCACUCAAAUUGCUGUCAAGGCAAUGGUAGAAGCCGGAGUAUCAAACGGAGCAUCUGUUGUGAACAUCGCGUCGAUCAUUGCAAAACUUGGAAAUAUUGGUCAAACUAAUUACAGUGCUUCAAAGGCUGGCGUUGUAGCUAUGACAAAAUCUGCUUCCAUGGAAUUCGGAAAGUUUGGGGUUCGCAUCAAUGCCGUAUUACCAGGCUUUAUUAAAACACCAAUGACAGAUGCUGUCCCAGAGCAUAUUUUAGGAAUGGCGGCAGCAAAAUCCCCGUUAAACCGAGUGGGAACACCUGAUGAAGUUGCUGAAGUUGUAACAUUUUUAUGUUCAAACAAGAGUUCUUUUGUCCAUGGUGCGUCCAUAGAAGUUACAGGGGGCUACCAUUAGCUUUAAAAAAAUUUCCUUCAAGUAUCAAGAGGAGAUUUUCCACUCGAAUGAGUAUGUAAUUAAUUAACAGGAUGAAGCAUAAAUAGAAUCAAAAUGAAAUUUAUUCUUAUAUCAGAGGACUGUAUAUUUUCCAUUUUAAAUAAAUAAAACAGCAAUGAAAGUGUUGAAGUGA